UUUCGUUAGACUAGCAAGCUUUGCAAAAUGUGUUCUUAUUACUGAAAAGAAUUUGACUUGGUUUGUGUUGCCUGACGACAAGGCUCGGUUGCAAAAGUUCUCCAAUCUGAAUCUGGUCGCAGGAAAUAUGGAAAACCCAACUUCUGCAGAUUCCCUUCGGGAGUUUGACUUUGUGUUCGCCCAGGCUGCAGGCUAUGUGCCCUGGCCGGGAAUCCUCCAAAGGAAACUUCUUUGCACUGGAGUUGUUCAGUUUAUGUUAACAAAUGGGAGGCAGAGCAUCCCCUAUGCAAAAAUCUGGCCUUACGACGAUCGUAGCAAAGAGCAGUUUAUUACAAGCCAGAAUAUGAAGCACAAGGCAUUUUGCAAAGCGAUUUUUAUCAUCGAGAAACUUCGUUCUGACAACGUGGAUGUUCUUUCUGAGAGCGCCGACUGGGAGCUGGAAUCACCUCUAGAGGUGCCACCUGGCAAGUGUCCUGCUCUGGAGCAGAGACGGGCAGAAUGGGAGCUCAACUAUGUGCGAGAAGUCCGCCUGGAGCGCGAUUCUUUGGUUGUGGAGGCGAAAUUUAUCCAAGAGCUCAACGUACUGCGCAGAAGCUUGACGGUCAGAAAACAGGUAUACCCAUCCGCCCUGUUGGCCUUGCAAGAGCUUCAAGGUCUGGCCCUUAGCGAACUUCUCCUGGUCCGCAAUUUCGGGGCUGUGGAAGCGAUAAAUAGUUUGUGCAGCUUUGCUUCGGCACAGCCGCAAGACAGACAAGAAGCGGAACAGGUGAAAAGUCUCGCCAACCAACUAAUGCACCGCUUCGCGUCGCAUUUCAAGCAACCAUUUAGUACUUCCGAUUUUUGGUCCGAGUACUGCUUACGAUCCAAAAUCUAUCGAAGCCACACCGCGGACAUAAAGCCCAAUUGACAUGGAAAAUGAAAUCAAUAAAAUAUUUUAUUAAAAACA
Messenger RNA from Drosophila biarmipes, 946 nucleotides. RefSeq lists its product as uncharacterized. Bases 128 to 907 code for a protein of 259 amino acids. The record is from RefSeq and is a predicted model, not a curated record. Lineage: Eukaryota; Metazoa; Arthropoda; Insecta; Diptera; Drosophilidae. The transcript is spliced from 2 exons.